UCCCAAAAACAGAAGAGAGUACCAUUUGUCAGAUUUGUAGUGACGUGGGAAAAUGUCGGAGAUGAAGUCAAUUGCGGUGGUGGGCGGCGGCCAAAUGGGUUCAGGUAUAGCCCAACUCGCCGCCAUGCACGGAUGCGAUGCUUGGCUCCUAGACACCGACCCUAGUGCUCUAACCAGAGCCAACAAGUCCAUCACCCACUCCAUCCAGCGCCUCGUUUCCAAAGGACAACUCACUCAGGCUGUUGGUAAAGAUGCUUUGGGCCGUCUGCGGUAUACCUCAAACUUGCAAGAACUUUCUUCAGCAGAUGUUAUUAUUGAAGCUAUUGUGGAGUCUGAAGAUGUGAAGAAAAAGCUAUUUAUUGAACUAGAUAAGAUCACAAAAAGUUCUGCCAUACUGGCAUCUAAUACAAGUUCCAUCUCCAUUACUCGUCUGGCAUCAGCAACUAGCAGGCCGAAGCAGGUGAUUGGCAUGCAUUUUAUGAACCCUCCUCCUAUAAUGAAACUUGUUGAGAUCGUGCGAGGAGCAGACACAUCCGAUGAGACUUUUAAUGCUACAAAAGCAUUGGCAGAAAGGUUUGGCAAGACAGUGAUAUGCUCUCGGGAUUAUGCCGGCUUUGUUGUAAACAGGAUCCUAAUGCCGAUGAUAAAUGAAGCAUUUUUUACACUCUAUACUGGUGUGGCAACAAAGGAAGACAUUGAUGUGGGAAUGAAGUUGGGAACAAAUCAUCCAAUGGGUCCUUUAGAGCUUGCAGAUUUCAUUGGAUUGGAUGUCUGCUUAUCAAUCAUGAAAGUUCUCCAUGCUGGCCUUGGCGACAGUAAAUAUGCUCCCUGCCCACUUCUUGUACAGUAUGUUGAUGCAGGUCGACUCGGAAGAAAACGAGGUAUUGGGGUAUACGAUUAUUGUCAAAUGCCUGAUGCAGUAAAACCUUCUUCCAAGCUUUGAAUUCUGGGCUUACUUGGAAUAGCAAACUGCUUUUGUCUAUAUGGUACCUCCCAGUUCACUUGGAAUAAUCGUGCAACAAAUGUUGGUGGCCAAGCAGCUUACUGUUGUGUUGUUUACAGUCUUGUUCACAUUGAGCUUGCAGUGGGAUAUUAAUCAUGAGUUGCUAAACAUGAUGCACCAAAUUUUAUGGAAAGGGAGCCCAAUAAAGAUGUAUUUACAUAAUUAAUAGGAGAGGGGGAUCUUGAUAGAAGAAUGUUUCCAGAAGCCUGUAAACAGAUUGUAGCUUGUGUAACCUUUUCCUUCAUAAAGGAGCACAAGCCUGUAAACUGAUACAACCCCAUGCUUGGUAUGGCUUGGAGGUAUUCUUCUACGUGCUUGGUAUUUGAUAGAGUUAAAA
Rosa chinensis is the source of this 1340-nucleotide messenger RNA. Its product is annotated as 3-hydroxybutyryl-CoA dehydrogenase. Gene Ontology annotation, biological process: fatty acid metabolic process. Bases 53 to 943 code for a protein of 296 amino acids. NCBI's taxonomy places the organism in Eukaryota, Viridiplantae, Streptophyta, Magnoliopsida, Rosales, Rosaceae. The transcript has 4 exons. The record is from RefSeq and is a predicted model, not a curated record. Gene Ontology annotation, molecular function: NAD+ binding; oxidoreductase activity, acting on the CH-OH group of donors, NAD or NADP as acceptor.